Marasmius oreades (fairy-ring Marasmius) is the source of this 1083-nucleotide messenger RNA. RefSeq lists its product as uncharacterized. The coding region runs from base 1 to 1083 and encodes 360 amino acids. NCBI's taxonomy places the organism in Eukaryota, Fungi, Basidiomycota, Agaricomycetes, Agaricales, Marasmiaceae. The transcript has 3 exons. The record is from RefSeq and is a predicted model, not a curated record. Gene Ontology annotation, biological process: pantothenate biosynthetic process. Gene Ontology annotation, molecular function: pantoate-beta-alanine ligase activity.
AUGAUGAGCUUUCUUCAGAUUUUCCAUCGUCGUGGCCAUAGAAUUGUGCCAAGAAGAUUCAUGUCAACCUCGUUACCACCUUCCCCGAUACCGAUCUUCACGACAGUUGACUCGUACAGAGAAUGGCGACGUUCAGCGUUAGACGCGAAGAAAACAGUCGGUUUUGUGCCCACGAUGGGUGCACUUCAUGACGGGCAUCUGACUCUAGUUCGUCGAUCUCUCGCGGAAAACGACCUCACAGUGCUCUCUAUAUUUGUCAAUCCAGCUCAAUUUGCCCCACACGAAGACCUUGCAACUUAUCCCCGAACACUGCCUAGGGACAUCGAGCUUCUGUUUCAACAGAGCUACACAGUUCCCACCCAAACUGCCGAAAAUGCACCUCAAAUUAGAAAAGCUUCAACGAUAUUCCUUCCAUCAGUAGAAGAAAUGUACCCGUCCGGUAUCAGCCAAACUGUUGCGGACCAAAAAGGGACUUUCGUCGAAGUGAAGGGGUAUGGCGAGCAAAUGGAGGGCAAAAGUAGACCUACGUUCUUCAGAGGGGUUGCAACAGUCGUAACUAAAUUAUUCAAUGCGGUAGAGCCAACUCAUGCGUAUUUCGGGCAGAAGGACCUUCAACAAGCUAUUUUACUUCGCCGUCUCGCAUCGGAUCUUCUCCUCUCCCAUCCAACACCUCGAAAUCUCCACAUUGUCCCAACAGUCCGCGAUCAGUCUUCCGGACUCGCACUCUCUUCACGAAACACAUAUCUUUCUCCGGCGGGUCAACAGGUCGCUCCGUUACUCUUCUCUGCCUUAACUGUCGCGCAAGAAGCUUGGGAUCUUGGUAUAAACAAAGCUGCAUGCAUUCAACGUGCCGUCAAUAUAAUAAAUCAAAAGAAAAAUGAAGUGCAAGUACAGGGUCUAGAUGUCAAGUUGAAGCUGGACUACAUACAGAUGAACGAUGCGAACGAAUUUGAUGAGUUGGGGGCAGAGGAGACUCGAAAUUCGAGGGAACGGCCAGUGAUUCUGAGCGGGGCUCUAUACGUAGAUUCGACUAGGUUGAUUGACAAUAUAAUCCUCGGCAACGCUAGUGAGAUAAUGUAUUAG